Ixodes scapularis (black-legged tick) is the source of this 1006-nucleotide messenger RNA. RefSeq lists its product as uncharacterized. NCBI's taxonomy places the organism in Eukaryota, Metazoa, Arthropoda, Arachnida, Ixodida, Ixodidae. The record is from RefSeq and is a predicted model, not a curated record. The coding region runs from base 20 to 1006 and encodes 328 amino acids. The transcript has 7 exons.
GUGACUGUUGUACUAAUGAAUGCAUACACAUUGUGAUCAGUCAGAUGAGGUGCCCUCCAGCAACGCCAUGGAAAAGGUGGCCUUCGUCCGUGGCUUCACCAAGCUCAAGAAGGAAGACUUCACCAUUGGCACUUUCAUCUCGGACCGUCACCCAGGCGUUGAGCACCACAUGAGGCCCGAAGAAAGGGGCACAAAGCACUACUUCGACACAUGGCACAUUGACAAAGGCUUGAAGAAGAAGCUCCAAGCAGCAAGCCGAAAGAGCGAGUCGAGGGAACUGCAGGUGUGGGUGCAGCCAAUCACGAACGACCUGUACUACUGUGCAGCGCUGGGUGGUGGCAACGGCCCGCUCCUAGUAAGUAUGUGGCUCAGCUUAAAGCUCAGCUUACUGAACCACGUGGUGGACAAGCACGAUGUCCACGACGGACCGUUCAGCGAGUGCCUGCACCAGCCACUUUCUGACCGUGCAUGGUUGACUGAGGGCAAAACCCCAGCGUACAACAAGCUCCGGAGCAUUGUUUCUAGCCCGCGGCUCCUCAAGGAAAUCAGGCAUCUGUCCCCCGGGUCCCAGACAUCCUCCGUGGAAGCUUUUAACAGCGUACUGAUUGGGUUCGCCUCCAAGUCUCGGGCAUUUACGCCAGAAGGAAUGGAAGCGAAAACCCUGCUUGCUGCACUGCACUACAAUGAAAACGUUGGGCGGGAGCAGGCCACAACCCGGGAAGGAGCACGGCGCUUUAUGGUCGUCACGUCCAGAGCACGGAAGGGCCAUUCCACAGCACGGCCAAUCCCAAGCGACGCAACGUUUGAGUACCAUGAUGAGCUCAUGGAUGAGGUCAUGACCUGCCUGGAAAAGUGGCCGACCCUGAGGGAAGCCUUCGAGGCGAAUGCGUCGCAGCAUCUGCCACCGAUGUAUGCCAGGUACCCGAGGCCCCCCAAGAGUGACCUGAUUGCGGCCAGACGAUCCCGCUUCAGCUCUCAUGCCGGAUCGUCUCAGGACCAGUCCUGA